Wallemia mellicola CBS 633.66 is the source of this 434-nucleotide messenger RNA. RefSeq lists its product as hypothetical. Lineage: Eukaryota; Fungi; Basidiomycota; Wallemiomycetes; Wallemiales; Wallemiaceae. The transcript is spliced from 2 exons. The record is from RefSeq and is a predicted model, not a curated record. Gene Ontology annotation, cellular component: fungal-type cell wall. Gene Ontology annotation, molecular function: structural constituent of cell wall. The coding region runs from base 25 to 345 and encodes 106 amino acids.
CAGAAGAAGUCUUAUAUUAUAAAAAUGGUCAACACUUUCCAAAUCGCCUCAAUCGCUGCUGUCGCUGCUACCGCCUUCGCUUACAAGUCAGAGAAGUACGAAGUUGGCUCAUGUAACACUGGCAAGAUCCACUGUUGCUCAACCGACAAGGACGUCCAAGAAAGCACCGGCAAGAACGACGCUCUCAUCUCAACUGGUGACGUUAUCUCACAACUUUCCCUCAACUGUGACCAAGUUCCAUUGCUCAUUGGUGUUGCUAUCGAAGACGAGUGCAAGAACACUCCAGCAUGUUGUGAAGAUGUUUCAGGUGGUACCCUCUCAUGUAGCCCACUCUCUCUCAUCUAAGCUCGGGUAAAGUGUAUUUGUUAAUCACAUUCCUUAAACAAGCGUAGAUGAUAUAAUAAUUUAAAACUUUUUGUGUAAUUAUAUACACC